AUGUGGACGCCAUCGUACGACAUCAUCGUGGAGACGUUGACCGGGUCGGAGUUCGAAGUAACGGUCAACGAUCUGGACACGGUAGGAUACAUCAAAUCGAAAAUACAGAAAUAUGAGGGAAUUCCGGUCAAUCAGCAGCAUCUGCUGUACAAACACAAGGAGCUGACCGACGCAAUGGUGAUGAAGGAUAUCCCGCUGGUGAACGGGUCCCGCCUGAAGCUCGUCCUCGGCCUAAAGGGUGGCCCCAUCUCGUCCAAACGGCUCGUCACCAUCUCCUCCGAUUGCGACAACUGGCUCGACAUGAGCGACGUGCUGUCGGGGGAAGAUUUGAUGAACCUCCAGAGCCCCGGGCUGAAGUUGCUCCUCUACAAGGACAAUAAAAAGAAUGUCCACCGUUUUAUGAAAGUGCGCGCGGAGAAGGCGGGCGAUGGGAUGAAAAGCUCCAUCUCUCGAUCGGUCAUCGGCAGUGGUGUUGCCGGCCUGGCUGGUCACGGUUCCGGCGGUGGCGGCGGGACCGGAUCCGGUCAGAUGAGUCAAAAAGAGCGUGAUAUUGCCGUUACAAAAGAGAAAUUGGCACAAAUCAAAGCAAAGUUGAGCCAGAAAAAGAAGAGACUGAACGGAGGCGGUGCACAGCCACCGGUGAAUGGCGGCGAGACCGGCUACGAUGGCGCUGACGUGGACGCCGCACGCCACACGGCAGCGAUGGUGUCCGUUCGUAACGGAUGUGACCUGAUGAACGAGAUUGACCUCAGCAAUGCCUCUCGGAGCGUGUACCGUCACAAGAAGCGUCAUAAUCAGCACUACCAUCAUCACCACCAUCAUCAUCAUCAACAACAGCAGCAGCAGCACCAGCAUCUUGAGACUGUGAUUAAGGAGGAAAAGUGCCCCAUCGGUUACCACCGGCCGACCACGGGCUACGAUGGGUCGCUACAUACGUCCGGUUCUGCCGGAGCGGCCGGCGGGCACCGCAAAUCGAUGUCGGCCGUGAUUGACUUUGGUCGUCAGAAAACGGACUCCUCGACGGUGGCUACCGCCGCCGCUCCUUCGUUCAACUAUGGUUUGGUGAAUGUAGUUCACGGUGGCGGCGGCGGAGGUGCCACGUCGGCGCGCACCCAUACGGCGUCGUCGCUGGAGCAAGAGAAGCGAUCACAGAUACGCGAGCAUUUGCAGCGCAAUCGCUCCUUCAAGACGAUCAGUGCCAAGAGUCUGGACUUUGGUCGCGAUGCGGCCGCGGCGGCGCUGCAUCUGAGUCACACACCGAGCGCGGGCCUCGAACGAUCGUUGUCGUUCCACUCGAACGGAAUCCUGAAUCGUAUGGAUUCGGAGCUGGGUGCUGGCGGUGUGCGGCGUAGUAGCGGCAGGCUCGGAGCGGCUUCUACCGGCAGCAUUAGCGCCAGCCAGGCCCGGCUCGACGGUCGAGGCCGGGUGGGCGUUGGUGGAGGUGGCUGCACCACGCAAUCGUUGCGCCAGCUGGACGAGAAAGUGUCCUCCGCCUCGCUGCACGAUCUGAUCGAGCUGCUCAAGUUCACCCCGUCCAGGAAGCAGCAUCGAACGUUCUCAAACGAUUCGCUCAAUAAGCUUGUAGUGAGCUGUCCGAAAAAGUAUGGCGCCGCGGGUGCUAUGGGCAAGAAGUCGCUACCGGAUAUCAAUCCUCCCGCACUGAACAACAUCGACGAGUACAUUGCGGACUACGAUAUUGGCAUGAAAGCGUCCAGUGGUGGCACAGCGGCAGCGGUGGCCGGUACCGGACCGCACACGGCCACGACGGCAGGCGAUUGCAAGAUCGCCUCUGCCGCGGAGCUUGCGUUCAAAAGUGGCGCGCACGCCGCCGGGGACAAGGCGUCACUCCGUGCGUUGUACAAGUCAACAUCAUCCGAUGAUGGUGGCACCGUGUACGAGCUUCCGAAGCUGCUUGUCCGCGAAGACUCCCCGGUGGAAUCGUUUCUGGCUUCCUACUCGCAGCUAGAAACGGUGGCUACCGUGCGGGGCGAUUCACCGAAAAACACCUUCACUACCUCCACCGGCAGUCUGGAAGAGAGUAGUAGUGACCACGGAGGCGGCACUACGUCGAACCUAUCGGACAGCUUGCUCGAAGUGAACCUUCCACACGGCGCGACAGCGACGACUGCGGGUACGAUCGGUGACGUUACGGCGAAAGCCAAGUUGGCUUCGGAAUCGUUGCUCAAGCUGGCGGCCGAAAUUGCUGCCGAAAGUCGCUCAACGGCCGGUGCCUCCGUCCUUCCGUCGACCAUUAGUCCUCCACCCGGUGCGACACUGUUUGGCAGCAACGGAAGUUUGAUAAGUACUCCCGGUGGCACUAAAGCGCCGCUAAUUAGUGGCGGUGGUGGUUGUUCCAGUUCCUGGUGCCACCAUUGGAACAAUCGACAGAACGCCAGUUAUUCGUAUGGACCCAGUGUCGGUCGUCACCAUUCGGAGCUGGGCAUCAACGAGCUGGAGCUCAAGUUUGUUCGCAACAACGAUCGGGUGGCGACGAUCGAACGUGUGGAUGAUAGUAGAAAUGUGAUAAAGCUGCCCGCAUUAUCGGGCCUCGAGAUCAACACCGGUGGCCGCUGGCUACAGAUGACCGCGGCCGGUGCACUGCGCUUCAGUGAUGAAGACGACCUUGGCGACGACGACGAGGACGACGACGACCAGGAGGAGGACGACGACGACGACGGGGAUAACGAGGAUGAGGAACACGAUGCGGACGAUUUUGGUGAAGAGGACGGCGGCUGCGAUCUUGUUGGCCAGCAGGUGGUGGGCGAUGUUGACGAAGCGGACCGUCGGGAGGAGCGCAUUUCGUCGUCUUCCUGUUCAUCGAUCCACCGACCACGAGCAACCUCGAACUCGACCAGCUUCAUCCACAGCCACCUGUCGAUCUCGUCCGAUGAGGACGAUCUGUUCAGUGUGGCCGAACUGGGCGGUGGGGCCGGCGGUGCUAGUUCCAACGCUUCCGGCUACAGGGCGGCCGUGGGCAGCAAAUCGAAAUCGAUCGAUCUGAACGAGUUCCGGAAAGCGUUCGGGAGCAGCCCAACGCUGCUGAACGCCCUCGGUACCGGGACCAGCGUGGGGCGGCUCGUACCACCCCAGCUGUCGCGGCUCGAAACCAUCCCGUCCCAGUAUCGGCGCGGUUACACGAACCUAAACGAUGCGUGCCUUUCGAGCUCAACGUCCGAGCUGGAGUGCGUGAGCAAUGGGGCCGCGGCGGCCGCAAAGAAAAAGCUGACUACCUUGCUGGCCCCGGACGGUACGAGCGAACUGUCGCCACUGCUGAAGCAUCGCGCAAGCAACGAGCACAUCGCUUACGUGCGGAGUAACGAAAAUCUGAACCGCUACAAGGCCCUGUUUGCGGCCACACCGUCCAAUUUUGGCGAUGGGUCUGCCCGGCGGCGUAGCAGUGAAAACGGUGAAACAGUCGGUGGCGGUGGUGAUGCCCUCUACCUUCGGCAUCAACGGCAAUCCCACGGCCUCGGGGCUAGUGCAGGUGGCGCGCGUCAUUUGCCCGGCAUCCGCGAUCAUCUGGCGAGCAUUGCUGAUUCGGCGGAGAUGGUGGGCGAUUCGAUUCACGGAAACGGCGACCGCAGUACCUGUUCGAAUUUGAACGACGAUGAGCUUGGCCGCUGCUUCACGGUCGGCGGGGACUUUGAGUGCCGCUUCUCGAGGCUGAGCUGCUGCUCGGUGGCCAACGGUGGCGCCCUUGACAAGUCCGUAUCGCCCCGAUCUCCGGACGGCAGCCGAUUGGUGACGGGUGGCGGUAGUGACGGCGCGAUGCGCAGCGACAGCAGCACGGUCGACGAUCGUAAUCGAAUGUUGUUCGGCGGUGGUGGAACGGUGAUGGAUGGCGGAAACGGAAGCUCGACACCACUCCGACGACAGUCCGACUACUAUUUCCCUUCGGACGAGAGUCUAUUCAAUAUGGAUUCGUUUUUCGAUGAUUUCGUCGAAAUUGACACGAGCGACAUCUUCGAUAGUGCUGAGUUUAUUAACAUUAGCGCCCCGCCACUAUCGCACCAUCGCCAUUUGGCGCAACAGAACCAUCAAGCUCAGCAGCAGCAGCAGCACCAUCACCACCACCAUCAUCAUCAUCAUCUGGGAACGAGAAAAAGUGUCUCCAGUUCCGGCCUGCUGCUGCCCGACAUACUGCACCAACAGCAGCAGCCGGAGCAGCCGCAGCGACAACCGCAGCAUGCCGGUCAUCACUACCAGUAUCUGCUGUCGAAAGAUCACCAACAGCAUGGUCCGCUGCGGCUCAACACAGCCGAUCGGGAUGGAGACGGAAUUCAUUUCCCCGCCUCGCGCCGCAUCGCACAGAUGCAGCAGCACCACGGACCCGGAGCGGACGAUAUCGAUCUGGACGACGAACCGGGUAUCGCGUCAAUCAUACAGCACAUCGAUCGGGAGCAGCUGUGCGAUCGGGGCGCCACCACGACGCUACCGCCAGCCAGCAGGUCGGUAGGCAACAAUAACGAGCUCGGUGACCGAAUAGCGACGGAACGGUUGCUACGGUUGCCACCACGCUCGGAUCUUGGCCUCUUCGGGUCUGCUGGGGCGGUGUUAACGUUCCCGGCCGAACCGCUUACCGAUCGGGGGCGAGACGACGACGCAGGGGCGGCAGGGCAGCCGCAUCAGCAGCACCACGCUACCGAGCAGAUUAAAUCGAAAAAGUUACGCUGCGCCCAGUGCAACAAAAAGCUCGGCGUCAUUAUGAUCAUGAAGUGUCACUGCGAAAAGAUCUUUUGCGCGCAGCACCGGUACGCCGAGGCCCACAACUGUUCGUACGAUUUUAAGCUUCAGGGCCGGAAGCUGCUCGAGCGCGAGAAUCCGCUCGUUGUGGCGGAAAAGUUGCCGAAAAUAUAAACUGCGCAUGUGAUAAAAGUAGAGCGAGGAAGGAGCACCGAAGGGAGAAGACAGAGUGUGAUGCAAAAGAAGGACCAAUGGAGUGACGAUAGUGCGUGGCGGGAGAGGGGAGACGAAUCGGGGCCAGGGGAACGGGUUUGAAACGUAAAUAUUUCACAUCUUAUAUUAAUGAAAAUGCUUCAUUUUAUAUUCCCGCUGAUCGGUUUGUUUCCACCUGUAUAUGGGACGAUCCAACGACGAUCGCGAUUAGCGCCUAUCGAUUAGCGAAUUGUGUUUUGUUCCAAAACCAACCUUUUCAUUCGCAUUUUAUUACAAACUCAGUGCAAACCUCAGUUUGAUUUGGGUUACUCAACGCGCGUGUGUUGUUUUCGUUGAUGCGCAACGGUUUUAUGUGCUGUAAACAAUGUAAAAUAGCCAACUUAGAAGCAGAAAAUGAAAAUCAAAAAAAUACAGAAUGCGUGUAUUAUAAAAGCGGAUUAAACGUUACUCCUCCCAAUAAUAGUCUGUUUAAUAUCUUAGCACUAAUCGUCAAGGCUUGCUAGUUUAGCAUUAGCACUUUAGUCACACGUAUAGAGGGUUAUACGCUAACUUUACCAGGGAUCCGUAGAUAGGCCGCCAUCUCAAUAGCGAACAGAAGUGCGCAAGAAACCUUCGAACCUUUUAUAAAUCACGCCCUGUUUUACGAUCACAGGGUGACUCUCAUGAGUUUAUGUUGCUUAGCGCGUAGCGCGUGUGGGAACGACAGACUACCGCAAAAGUAGGCUUUGGUUGUAAGUUUAUUUUUUUCACCACUUUUAUUCUACCGAAGGCAGGUAAUGCUCAGCUUGCCUUAGCAUAUCCCCCGUGUGUAGGGUGUACCGUGGACAUAACUAUCGGUACUGAUACAGCUGUUAUUAACAAAGUAGUGUAAGGAGUAAGUUAUCGAAAGAGAAAAAUAUUGAAAAACAUAAAAAAGCACUUACUCUCACACCAUAUUUAGAUGUUACCGUUACACACUACUCCCUACGGAAAGGUAACUAUAAUUUUUCAUCCCCUAUCUCGGUGCGCUUGUUUGAUGUGUAUUUUACGCUUUUACGAGGUUUCGACAGGGCGUAACAGACUGGUUUAAGUGAGAAACGCGAAACGGAGAGAAGAUGUGUGGGAAUUGAAUAAAUAUAACUGAAAAAGACCCAAAACAUU
Anopheles bellator is the source of this 6036-nucleotide messenger RNA. RefSeq lists its product as uncharacterized. Gene Ontology annotation, molecular function: zinc ion binding; protein binding. Lineage: Eukaryota; Metazoa; Arthropoda; Insecta; Diptera; Culicidae. Bases 1 to 4857 code for a protein of 1618 amino acids. The transcript is spliced from 7 exons. The record is from RefSeq and is a predicted model, not a curated record.